This is a messenger RNA of Paramecium sonneborni, 707 nucleotides long. NCBI's taxonomy places the organism in Eukaryota, Ciliophora, Oligohymenophorea, Peniculida, Parameciidae. The record is from the annotation of a GenBank genome assembly.
AUGAGUACAUUGACAAUUUCAAGAUGUCCAAUAGUAGUUCGACAUGAUUUUCCAGAUGAAAUGAUGAAUUAUAUUGAUGAAAAGAUGGAUGAAGGAUAAUACAAAAAGAGGUUUCGAUAUGAUCGUCCAGACAAGGUAUGAAAAUAUAUUUUGAAGGGUUACUAGAAAAAAAGUAAACAAACAAAAUCGAUUCUAAAUAUGAAUUCACAAGAGAUCUUUUAAAAAAUAGUAAUGGGAAAGAAAGAACCAAAAGAGGAGAGGUUUCGAAUAAAACCAAAAUAAAAAAUUAAUACAACUGCGUUGCACUCUGCUCUUUUAAAAGUAAAAAAAUAAAAAGAAGAAUUAGAUAUAUGUUUAGCGGUAUAAAAGUAAUAUAUUAUUAGAUAGCAGAUAAAGCUAAAUAAUGUGUAAAUGAGAAUGAUAUUUGUAUGUUAGCAAAUGAAGGAGCUGUCAAAUUUAUAAUGUCUUAGAAUCUUGAUAUAGAUGAAGCUGCAUUAUUAAAGACAAAGAAAGGAAAUACUUUUCAUCCAAAACCAAAGAAAUCUUAGUCUGUAAAAUAAGUAAUAAUGGAUGAGCCAGAGAAUUUAUUAUCAAUAGAAGGGAGAUCAUAUAAUAUGGCUGNAAAUUAUUAAAAGAUGGGAUAUUUUAUUAUUCUACUUUUUAUAAAAAUAUAUUUCCAAAUCCCUAAUUUUUUAUUAUUCAAUUGA